Molecule: messenger RNA, 2928 nt
Organism: Xenopus laevis (African clawed frog)
Lineage: Eukaryota; Metazoa; Chordata; Amphibia; Anura; Pipidae
Gene: rnf220.L
Product: ring finger protein 220, gene 1 L homeolog
Exons: 16
Coding region: 396-2210 (604 amino acids)
Biological process (GO): positive regulation of transcription by RNA polymerase II; positive regulation of signal transduction; protein monoubiquitination
Cellular component (GO): cytoplasm
Molecular function (GO): ubiquitin-protein transferase activity; metal ion binding; ubiquitin protein ligase activity
Source: RefSeq, a predicted model, not a curated record
AGAGACAGAAGAGGAGAGAGUGUGUGUGAGAGUGUGUGUGUGUGAGAGAGAGCGCGCUGGCAGGAGUCCCUGAGUGAGUCGAGGCUCAGUCACUGGUAGGAAGCACAGUGUGGCAGUGCUGCUCCAAUCACUCUCACACCCCGGUGUGUGCAUGUGUGUUCAUUCUGACUCUGCUUCUACACAUGCAAACGAAGGCAGCAUAGCAAGCGCAGCAACAACAGAAAACCUCGUGUACGGACCUCUCUGCUUCUCACCUCUCCUCCAGCGCCCGCACAGGAUUUCCACUGUGUUUGCAAGAAGAAAUGCAGUGACGGUAUAUAACUUUUUCCCUUCAAGUUGUCCCAAGAGGAUUCAUCACUUCAACUAUUUACUCAACAAAAUCCUAUAAGCUAAAAAUGGAUCUGCACCGUGCUGCUUUUAAAAUGGAGAACUCUUCCUUCUUGCCUAAUCCUUUGGCCUCUCCAGCGCUAAUGGUUUUGGCAUCAACUGCUGAAGCCAGUCGAGAUGCUUCCAUACCAUGCCAACAGCCACGUCCUUUUGGUGUGCCAGUCUCAAUGGAUAAGGAAGUCCAUAUACCUUUCACUAAUGGUUCCUAUACUUUUGCUUCAAUGUACCAUCGCCAGGGUGGUGUGCCAGGGGCCUUCCCUAAUCGUGACUUCCCACCUUCCCUACUUCACCUCCAUCCACAGUUUGCCCCUCCCAAUUUAGACUGCUCCCCAAUCAGUAUGCUAAACCAUAGUGGUGUUGGUGCUUUCCGGCCUUUUACCUCCCCUGAGGAGCGGGAGAGCUAUCAAUCUGCGUUCACCCCAGCCAAGCGUCUAAAGAGCUGUCAUGACACAGAGUCUCCACAUCUGCGAUUCUCCGAUGCCGAGGGUAAAGAAUAUGAGUUUGGGGCUCAGAUCCCCACAGGCUCCCCAGUGGGGCUCAAAGUGGACGAUGCAGGAAAAAAACUUUUUGCAGUGUCCGGCCUGAUUUCAGACAGAGAGACAUCCUCAAGCCCAGAGGACCGGAAUGAUAGGUUUCCCUUCUGCAAGAGGUCUGGAUGGUUCUGCCAAAGGAAAGUUGAAGGCAAAAAGAAGGUUGCCCUGUUUGAUAGCCAAGCCCCAAUCUGCCCUAUAUGCCAAGUCCUACUACGCCCAGGAGAGCUGCAGGAACACAUGGAGCAGGAAUUGGAUAAACUUACUCAAUUAAAUAUCAGUAAGAAUUCCUUGCAGAAAGAAAUCAUGGCUCCAUGCACACCAAAGUCAGUUUUGUUAUCAGCUUCAAUCAAGCGAGAAGGGGAAUCUCCAACAGUGUCACCUCACUCCACAGAGGAUAUUCACCACUCGGACAGAUAUCAGACCUUUCUGAGAGUGAGAGCCAAUAGACAAACCAGACUUAAUGCUCGGAUUGGAAAAAUGAAACGAAGGAAGCAAGAUGACGGGCAGGUAUGUCCACUAUGCAGUCAGCCACUCUCUGGAUCGGAGGAGGAGAUGAGUAGACAUGUGGAACUGUGCCUUGCUAAGAGAGAAACCUGCAUGAAUGAGGAUGAUUCUGUUGAUAUUGAGAAUGAGAAUGGAAACAGAUUUGAGGAAUAUGAAUGGUGUGGACAGAAAAGGAUACGAGCCACAACACUUCUGGAAGGGGGAUUUCGUGGUUCUGGGUUUGUUAUGUGUGGCAGCAAAGAAAACCAUGAUAGUGAUGCUGAUUUAGAUGUUGAUGGGGACGACACUCUGGAAUAUGGAAAGGCGCAAUAUACAGAAGCAGAUAUUAUUCCAUGUACAGGAGAGGAACCUGGAGAAGCCAAAGAAAGAGAAGCUCUUCGAGGAGCAGUUUUAAAUGGUGGAACACCAAGCACCAGGAUAACGACCGAAUUCUCUAAAUGGGCGAGUGAUGAAAUGCCAUCAACAAGUAACGGCGAGAGUAGUAAACAGGAAACAAUGCAGAAAACAUGCAAAAACAGUGAAAUUGAAAAGAUCACAGAAGAAUCUGCAGUCACAACGUUUGAAGCACUAAAAGCACGUAUCCGUGAGUUAGAAAGACAGCUCUCCCGAGGGGACCGCUACAAAUGCCUCAUUUGCAUGGAUUCCUACACAAUGCCCCUGACAUCUAUUCAGUGCUGGCAUGUUCACUGUGAAGAAUGCUGGCUGCGCACUCUGGGCGCUAAGAAGCUCUGCCCACAGUGUAAUACCAUCACAUCACCUGGAGACUUGAGACGUGUGUACUUGUGAAACAAAUGUGAAAAGGGACAAACAUUGCUCCUAUGUAGUGGCAGCUCCCUCGUGUAAUUCGUACCCCUUCUCUGUCCAUAGAACAUCUCUGUUUGGGAACAGACUGCAAGAGAUUGGGGGCUGCCUUGUGAGAAAGGAAGAGCCUAAAGAUAACAACCCUUCUGAAACCUAGGAGCAAAAGACCUUCCCAGGACUUGACUUGCCAGAUAGGGAGAUUUGAAGCGAGAUUACUCUCAUCCUUUGGCUUCCAGAGACUCGACAUGUCCUGUUAUAUCCAGAUAGUACUAAUGGGGGGAAUUAAAUCAUUCCCUAACUGCUAUAAACCAACACUUGUAUAAAUUUCCUUUAUCUUCUUGUUCCAAAUGCUGAUUAUCAGAGUUAAAUGAAUGAGUUUUUAAGGGGGAGCCAAGAUUUACCACCAGUCUGAUUUUGUUUACAUGUCCUCCCCCUGCUCUAUUCGUUUCACGACUUCAGCUGCCCAGGGUACGUGUGAGAAGCCAGACACUGAGGCCUGCGAGGCCAGGAAAGAGAGACAGAACGGACAAUACCGAGCUGCGUUUUAUUCUUUUUUUCCCUCCCUUGUUUCUUCAUGUGCUGUUUUUGUGAUUUUUCAACUGUGUAAAGAGGCAGGGAAAAGAAGAAAACUGAAAAAAUGCGAAGCACAUGUAUUAUAAAUUAUAUGUUUACAAUGUUGUGUAUAAAUUCAGUAGACUCAAAA